AUAAAGUGAUUAUUUUCUCUCGGGUUCUUUGAAAAAGCUCGCUUGCGUUCUGGUUUGUGGCUGAACACGGUGACGUCAGUGUGGCAGUGCAGAGUCAGGCGCCGCGGCUCCCUAUAAGCCGAGGAGCUGUCCGGGGUCCUGAAACGGCCGAACAGCUCAUCCGGCGGACCGGGAGGAGCAUGCUGUGGACCUUCUCUGCCAUAUAAAAAAGAGGAAAUCUUUCAAACAUGGCAGAAGCUAAGAGUCAUCAGCUUGGAGCAGCCCUGUUUCUCAUCCCUUUAAUUUUCCUCAUCUUUGGAGCUGAAGCAGCUUCAUUUCAUCGAAACCAACUACUUCAGAAGGAACCAGACCUCAGAUUGGAAAAUGUCCAAAGGUUUCCCAGUCCUGAAAUGAUUAGGGCUUUGGAGUAUAUAGAAAAGCUCCGACAACAAGCUCGCAAAGAAGAAAGCAGCCCAGACUAUAAUUCCUACCAAGGUGUCUCUGUUCCCCUUCAGCAAAAAGAAAAUGGUGAUGAAAGUCACUUGCCAGAAAGUUCAAGGGAUUCCCUGAGUGAAGAUGAGUGGAUGAGGAUAAUACUUGAAGCUUUGAGACAGGCUGAAAACGAGCCUCAGUCUGCACUGAAAGAAAACAAAGCUUAUGCCUUGAAUUCAGAGAACUUUCCAAUUGACAUGCCAGCUGAUUAUGAGACUCAACAGUGGCCCGAGAGAAAACUCAAGCACAUGCGAUUCCCUCCUAUGUAUGAAGAGAAUUCCAGGGACAACCCCUUCAAACGCACAAAUGAAAUCGUGGAGGAACAAUACACUCCUCAAAGUCUUGCUACAUUGGAGUCUGUCUUCCAAGAGCUGGGGAAACUGACGGGAUCAAACAACCAGAAGCGUGAGAGGGUUGACGAGGAGCAAAAACUUUACACAGAUGAUGAAGAUGACAUCUAUAAGGCCAACAACAUUGCCUAUGAAGAUGUAGUUGGGGGAGAAGAUUGGAACCCAGUAGAGGAAAAAAUAGAAAGUCAGACCCAGGAAGAGGUAAGGGACAGCAAAGAGAAUACAGAAAAAAAUGAACAAAUCAAUGACGAAAUGAAGCGUUCAGGGCAGCUGGGCCUCCAGGAUGAAGAUCUCCGGAAAGAGAGUAAAGAUCAACUCUCAGAUGAUGUCUCCAAAGUAAUUGCCUAUCUGAAAAGGUUAGUGAAUGCUGCAGGAAGUGGGAGGUCACAGAAUGGGCAAAACGGGGAAAGAGCAACCAGGCUUUUUGAGAAACCACUUGAUUCUCAGUCUAUUUAUCAGCUGAUUGAAAUUUCAAGGAAUUUACAGAUACCCCCUGAAGACUUAAUCGACAUGCUCAAAACUGGAGAGAAGCCAAAUGGAUCAGUGGAACCAGAGCAGGAGCUUGAACUUCCCAUCGACCUAGAUGAUAUCUCAGAGGUUGACUUAGACCAUCCAGGUAUGUUCCAAAAUAAGAUGCUUUCCAAGAAUGGCUACCCUAAAACACCUGUUCGUGCUGUGAUAGAGGCCCUACCAGAUGGACUCAGUGUUGAGGACGUUUUAAAUCUUUUAGGGAUGGAGAGUGAUGCCAAUCAAAAGCUUCCAUAUUUUCCUGGUCAGUAUAACCGAGAGAAGGUUCUGCCGAGACUCCCUUAUGGUCCUGGAAGAUCUAAAGCAAAUCAACUUUCAAAAGGUACCUGGAUGCCAGAUGUUGAAAACAGGCAAAUGGCAUAUGAAAACCUGAAUGACAAGGAUCAAGACUUAGGAGAGUACCUGGCCAGGAUGCUAGUUAAAUACCCUGAGAUCAUUAAUUCAAACCAGAUGAAGCGAGUUCUCGGCCCAGUCUCAUCUGAAGAUGACCUACAGGAGGAGAACCAAAUCGAGCAGGCCAUCAAAGAGCAUUUAAAUCAAGGCAGCUCUCCAGAGACUGACAAACUGGCCUCGGUAAGCAAAAGGCUCCCUGUGGGGGCCCCGAAGAAUGAUGAUACCCCAAACAGACAGUACUUGGAUGAAGAUCUGUUAAUGAAAGUGCUGGAAUACCUCAACCAAGAAAAGGCAGAAAAGGGAAGGGAGCAUAUUGCUAAGAGAGCAAUGGAAAAUAUGUAAGCAGCUUCAUUAAAUGCCCUACUUUCACUCCUCCCACCCCCAGGACACCCCAACAGUUCUCUUUAGUGUGUUGACUUCUAUCCCGUUAACACUGUAAUAUCUUUACAUGAUAUACAGGCAGAUGAUUCCAUUUCACUGGGAUGUCUGCUUCACUUACUCUGAGUUGUUCUCUUGUGUAUUGAUCUGUGUAAAUGUUAUGACUUCUGGAUAAAAAAAAGUAAUUAUAUUCCUUAUUUAAGAAAGAUAUCUAUGAUAGUGUUUAAUAGUGUAUCUAAUGGCUGUGGGAUUGUUGAUGCUCACAUAUGAUAAAGAGUGUCUUAUUAUUCUCUUGAAAGUUUUUAAUAUUUAUUGAAUUAUUUUGUUACUGUCUGUAGUGUUUUGUGGAGUACUGAAGCAAAAAAAAAAUAAAGCAUUAUAAAUAUAUAGUUUUAUUUAUAAGGCCUUUUCUAUUGCGUGUUUUAUUGUUGAUUAAUAAAUGUUAUUUCUGGACAA
Molecule: messenger RNA, 2576 nt
Organism: Pteropus alecto (black flying fox)
Lineage: Eukaryota; Metazoa; Chordata; Mammalia; Chiroptera; Pteropodidae
Gene: SCG2
Product: secretogranin II
Exons: 2
Coding region: 228-2084 (618 amino acids)
Cellular component (GO): secretory granule
Source: RefSeq, a predicted model, not a curated record